GCGUCGUCGGGGACGCCGGGGCAGGCUCUUGCUAGGGAACCGGUGUUGUCGCCCCGCCCCCUCGGGGGGCUUGUAGUCCCGUUAACUGUCGGCCCGGCCGGUUUCUGUAGAGCAGGGCGACAUGCCGGUGCGCUUCAAGGGGCUGAGUGAAUACCAGAGAAACUUUCUAUGGAAAAAAUCGUAUUUGUCAGAGUCCUACAACCCCUCAGUGGGGCGAAAGCACUCAUGGGCCGGACUUAGAUCGGAUCAGUUGGGGAUCACGAAAGAACCAAGUUUUAUUUCAAAACGAAGGGUUCCCUACCAUGACCCUCAGAUUUCAAAAUCCCUGAGGAAUGGAGCCAUCACAGAGAAGGAUAUGGUUGUCCCAUCAGAACCCCAGACCCUCCAGACACCAAAACCACAAGAGGCAGAGCCAGAAGAAGAUGCUAACCAAGAAAGAGCUCUCUCCUUAGAGGCUUCCAGGGUUCCCAAGAGAACUCGAUCUCAUUCUGCAGACUCCAGAACUGAAGGGGCUUCAGAUGCCGCGGGACAGCACCAGGAUGCAAUAAGAAACCACGUACUGGAUGAUGAAGUGAAGUUGGAACCGUCCCCCCAACCUCUGGCGGAGAGUGUAGAUCCCAGGUUGGAUAGGCAUCUCCGUAAGAAAGCUGGAUUGUCCGUCGUUCCCUUGCACAAUGCCUUGAGAAACUCUGAGUACCAAAGGCAGUUUGUCUGGAAGACCCGUAAAGAAACUGCGCCCGUCUUUGCAGCCAGUCAGGUUUUCCGUAAUAGAAGCCAAAUUGUUCCACAAUUCCAAGGCAAUACAGUCAUCCACGAGACUGAAUACAAGCGGAACUUUAAGGGUUUGUCUCCAGCGAAGGAGCCAAAGCUAAGAGAGGGUUUGAAAGGAAACGGUGGUCUUGAGACGUUGUCUCCGGAGAAGGCAGACGAGCCUUUAGAAUUAGAAGUAGAGAUGGGAUCAGAAGACUCAGAUCAGCCUAAAAAGAAGCUUGCUCCGUGGAGACACCAAAGGCUUGGCAAGGUGAAUUCUGAAUAUAGAGCAAAAUUUCUGAGCCCAGCCCAGUAUUUCUAUAAAGCUGGAGCUUGGACCCGCGCGAAGGAGAACGUGCCAAGCCAGGGUUCUCUAAAUGCCAUGUGGUAUGCAGAGGUUAAGGAGCUGCGAGAAAAGGCUGAGUCUUACAGGAAGCGAGUUCAGGGAACACAUUUUUCUCGGGACCAUCUGAACCAGAUUCUGUCCGAUAGCAACUGCUGUUGGGAUGUCUCCUCGACCACGAGCUCAGAAGGGACCAUUAGUAGCAACAUCCGAGCAUUGGAUCUUGCCGGUGAUCCUGCAGGCCACAAGACUCCCCAGAAACAUCCUCCUCCCAAGCUAGAGGCAAAGAAAGCUGCCCUGGAGGAGCAGCCCCCGAAAAAUUCCACCGAGAAGCUGGCCCUGCCGGAGGCGGCCACCAUGCCUGUCAGGAGGAAGCUGGCCUGGGAUGCGGAGAGCACCAGUGAGGACCCACAGGAGCAGCCCACAGGAGACGGGGAGGAGGAAAGCGGGAAAGACAAGCCGAUCUCUGUGGGAGAGCUGGAGAAACCGGACACACAGGACAAGUCCAAGGCAGACAGAGUGAAAGAAGGGUCGGAGCCGUCUUCUGUUUCCUCAGGAAAUGGGGGAAGGCUUCCUACCCCGAAGCUGAGACAACUCGGCAUCCAGCGGACUCACCAUGAUCUCACCACCCCCGCUGUGGGUGGGGCGGUCUUAGUGUCGCCAUCCAAAGCGAAGCCUUCAGCCCCAGAGCAGAGGAAGAGAGCGUCCUCCCAGGAUGGCUUAGACUCUCUGAAGAAAGACCUUACUAAGAAAGGAACCCACCGCACGAUGUCUCUCCUGACCUCUCCUGCUGCUGGCAUCAAAACGGUUGAUCCCCUACCUUUGCGGGAAGAUUGUGAAGUCAGUGUUCCCAGACUGGCUGAGGCUGCUCUUCCAGGUUCAAAAGUUCCAGAACACCAGGCACACACCCCUGGACAGCCUUCUACUUCGUGUGUCCUGCCUUACUGGCAUCCUUCCAGCAAGAUCCAAGGCUGUCUGCGAGACCCUGAAUUUCAGCACAAUGUGGGAAAACCAAGGAUGAGCAAUUUGCAGUUACCUCCACGUGAAGCCUUUAACGAUGAAGAUGCAGACAGACUGUCUGAGAUCUCUGCCCGCUCUGCGGCUUCCAGUCUCCGGGCUUUUCAGACUCUAGCGCGAGCUCAGAAAAGAAAGGAGAAUUUCUGGGGCAAAACAUAAACCCUCUCCUCUUAUCUAGAGAAACACUGGCAUCCUCUUUCCUUAUUGCUUACCGUGUUACGAUUUUCGGAGUUUUGAUUUCCUCUUGACACUUUCAACUUAAACUAUUUGAUUUUUCAGUAGCUCAUCUUACCCAGAAAAUUUCAAUGCAAGUGUAUCUAAAUUUAACUCUUUGAGAAUCCCUUGUUACUUAUCUGACUAUGAAGACAUAGAUUAUGUAGUUCUUCACACAUUCUGUCUUUUGUAUCAGGUGUCGGGGGUGGCUGGUAGAAGUGUGAAUGUCAUCUGUCCAGAGGAUAUGCUAAAGGGAUAACAUGAUGUCAAAAUUAAGAUCUCCCAAAUUAUAUUCCCUCCCAGAUUGUUCUAGGCAUUUCAAUAGCCGUAGAGAUCGUCAAAGGAAUCUGCCAUUCCUUGACUUUUGCUUCAGUGUUUUUAUUAGCACCUCCUGUACACAGUUGCAGUGUUGAGAGAAUUGUACCUUGAAAAUCCAGCUGUAUAUAUUUUUCUUAUUUAUGUAACAAAAUUUGCUUGAGAGAAUAUGUAUAUUUUUGAUCUUUUUAUGUAUUCUAUUUGUACAAUAACUGGCAUACAUUUGAAUAAUGUCUAGAUUUUAAGAAAUUAUUUGUGUAAUGGAGAAUUAAAACUUUGUAGACAUUUGAAAAUGAAAAUUAAGUGUGCUUGGCUCCUCCAAAGGGUUAUCAUGUGGAAUAAAUGCCUUCUUGAAACAGUC
This is a messenger RNA of Peromyscus eremicus (cactus mouse), 2999 nucleotides long. RefSeq names its product Mdm1 nuclear protein (gene Saxo6). The record is from RefSeq and is a predicted model, not a curated record. Gene Ontology annotation, biological process: negative regulation of centriole replication. Lineage: Eukaryota; Metazoa; Chordata; Mammalia; Rodentia; Cricetidae. Gene Ontology annotation, molecular function: microtubule binding.